Molecule: messenger RNA, 5768 nt
Organism: Biomphalaria glabrata
Lineage: Eukaryota; Metazoa; Mollusca; Gastropoda; Planorbidae
Product: SCL-interrupting locus protein-like
Exons: 18
Coding region: 154-4011 (1285 amino acids)
Biological process (GO): protein localization to centrosome; smoothened signaling pathway; centrosome duplication
Cellular component (GO): centriole; centrosome
Source: RefSeq, a predicted model, not a curated record
UAUUUUAUGCAUGCUGAAACACAACAUUGUCAACAUUGACUGACAGAAUACACAGACCGUCUAGUGACCUACUCUAGAUUAAAUGGAGACUCUUGACCAGAUCUUGAUCUAGUUCUCAGGUAAAAACAGAUGACUUGAAUCAGUGACAAAAAAAUGAUUUCUGAAGCAAUGAGUGCUUCAGAGAUAAAAAAUGUCAACAGUUUUCCAAAAACAAAGCACUCUCUUUGGGAUAAAACUGUUGUGGGGCAGACCACUUUUCUUCACAUUGCUCACUACAGGAAGCCGAGAGUGUGUAUACCAGAGAAAAUAUUGAGGCUGAUACAACAUCAGUGUGAACACUUUGAUCAGGUGACACACCAACUGAUUGGCAGUCUGGUUGUUGAAGCUGAUGGGGAAGGUGUACGCAUUCAUAUUGAUAGAUUAGAUACACGUACCAGUGUACUGAAAGAAAACUGCGUUCCAGGAGAAUUAUUAAUUCCAUUGAAGGUAGCUAACAAUGCAGUCAAGGAUACCCAAGCCACAGUGACUGAAUACAUCAAUGCCUUUCAAACUUUACAAGAAAGGUGCUGUAGUAAAUCAAGUAUUGAGCUGUCCAACUUCCUGACCUGUGAAGGUUUUGCCACAUUUUAUAGUAACACUCAGACAUCUGUGGUCCACCUGGACCUGGACAUGAUCAGUGUUGAAACAGUAUUUAAAGUAACUCCGAUACCAGCCAUUCCCAUCGUCCUAACUGCCCUGUCGAAAAAUUUGGCGGGUCCAAGGAGUCUGAGCAAAGUUCAAGGUGUCCCAAAAACAGGUUACCUAACUAUGGACCACACCCGAAAGCUUCUGUUAGUCUUAGAAUCAGAUCCCAAGGCUUCUAGUUUACCUCUAGUCGGCAUUUGGAUUUCUGGUGUUGAAUUUGUGCAACAUCCAUUUGUUUGGGCUUCAUGUCUCCGUUACAUUCACAAUGCUUUUCUACAAGAUAGAAUCAAUCUACCUCCAGAGGACUUUCUUCUGGUUUUCUACACCACCCUGCACUCAAAGCCAGAAUUCUACCAGUGCAAUACAGUGUCUGGCACCAGAGAUCUCAGCUUUAAACUUUACUCAGGACAUGAAGUCACACACAUCACCAAAGCUUUUUCUAGACCAUGUGAUAGCAUGACUGAAGUUGAAAUGGGGUCUACUCACAGUCAGAGUAAACAAGAAAUAUUUGACAUGGCCAGAACAAGACACAAACAGCAAAUGGUGACUGGUAACACAUUCAAGGCUAUUUCAGAAGAUAUUGAGCCAAGAUCUGCUCCCAUACCUCACAUGGAGAAAGUUCCAAUAUUUCAACCAGUUGUGCCAGACGUUUCUGUGUUGUGGACAGAUUCUCCUGUAGCAUCCCCUCAGAGGAGCACCAUGAACAACACACCAUCAUAUUCUGUGUUCCCUCAUACAAGCCCUGUGGCCAGGCCUACAGUUCAGCAACUGCAGAGAUGUCCGCAGAUACCCUUAGCACAGCAGUACUCUCCAGCUUACCACAUGGGGUUCAUCCACCCGGCUUUUAGCCCUUCAUCUCACACUGCAGAGACUUCGACAAUAAACAGUCACGUUUCUGUGAGUUCACAGGGGAAAAAGCCUUAUCCAGUUUCUCAGGACAAUCCUACAGUAUUGCCAAGUCUUGCUGGAUAUCCAUCACCUCAGUAUAUGCUCAGCAAUAGUGAUCAGUAUGGACCUGUUUCUGCAUAUACAUCUAAUAGAUAUCCAUUAGAAAUUACGGGUAGACAUGAGUUAGACCCUGCACCCACUGCUGGUCCAUUCAGUGGUGCAUCAAAUUCUAUACAAUAUUUUGGUAGGGCUGACAAGGUCAUGCCAAGUUUACCAGAUCAGGUAGCUGUUUCUCAAAAUGUGAAUCGAACUCGUUUUGUUCCGCCUUGUGCACUAAAAACUGUUGUUGAGGAAUCUGUCAGCAACCCUACAGAUGUGUCUUCCCAGGACAGAAUGCUGGGUCUGAGUUCGGAUGGCAGUGCGUCAGAAGACAGCGGGCUCAGCACAACGCCAGACAAAAACUCAUCUCAACAGAAGCAAGCUGCAGGCAGCACAGCAGCUGGUGAGACUCAGGUCUCGGACAAACUCUCUUGGGAACAGCUUCCUGCAGACAUCCGGUCGCUACUUAUCCAGCAGAAUGAACAGAUCAAACUUCUACAGCAACAGAUACAAAUACUUUUGCAGCAGCAGGCUAAGCAGAACAUAAGCACUCAACAAGCAUGCAGCCAUCACGAUACGCUUCACAGUGAUGGUGGGAUGUCUCAUGCUGACCAAACGUCUCUCCCUUUGCUCACACAGAACAAACAAAUGUCCCCACAAGGUAGCCUGUCACAAGGUCAUGCUGUGGUGAAUGUUACUCAGACUAACCAGGUUAUAUCUAACACCACACCUCAGAGCAUUCAAGAUGUGGAGAAGACAUUGCUUCAGAAUUACUCAAGCCCUGCUCAACAUUCUUCACAAAGUAGAGAAUCCAUGUCCUCAACUACUUUACAAAGUAGAGAACCCAUGUCCUCAACUGGUUUACAAAGUAGAGAACCCAUGUCCUCAACUGCUUUACAGAGUAGAGAACCCAUGUCCUCGACUGGUUUACAAAGUAGAGAACCCAUGUCCUCAACUGCUUUACAGAGUAGAGAACCCAUGUCCUCGACUGGUUUACAAAGUAGAGAACCCAUGUCCUCAACUGCUUUACAGAGUAGAGAACCCAUGUCCUCGACUGGUUUACAGAGUAGAGAACCCAUGUCAUUGGAUGUUUUAAAAAAUAGAGAGCACUUGUCCUCAACUGCGUUACAGAGUCGAGAACUUUUGUCCUCUACAGCUUUACAAAAUAGCAAUCUUUCUGACAAGACUAAACAAGUGGUGGAGGUUUCCAGUAAACAGACUCUACCAUUCCCAGAAUCCAAUAUGAAACCUCAACAGGAACUAAACUCUUCAGUUAAGGCGACCUUUACUAGCAGCAGACAGAUUGUCAACUCUCCAGUUUCAGAGAUAGUUAAUGAUUCUUCAUAUUUUGACAGCAGAUCUCAACUUGACCAAAGUCCUAUCAGCGUCAGCCAGUACUCCUGUAUUGACCAGGAUGAGUCUAAUUCAACCUUUGCUGAAGAUGCCACAGAUCCUAAGCAAUAUUAUGACCAGCUGAUGAACAACAUUCAAAUGUUUCUGUCCAACACACCAAAAAGUGAGCCUAACAGUGAGGCAGAGACCUGCCUAGAGAAAACUGUCGAGAUUCCAACAACAGUAGCCAACAGCUCCCUGGCCCAACAGCUCAGUUAUGUCUCCAUGCUGUUAGGCUGCGGAGGAGAUGUGGGACAGUCUAUGGAGAUCAAUGCCAUGGCCAUGAAAUAUCUUAACGAUGAGCAGCUGACCCAAAUGGCAAGGCUGUGGAAAGAUACUGGCUAUUCUACCAGUCAGUCGAAUAAAGUUCUUCAGAAAGUGUUUUCAGGGGCCCUGUCAGCACAAGACAUGUCUAUGUGGGGGUCUUCGCCUAAUAUGACCAUGGGCACUCAGAUGUACCUGGCCAGACACGGGCUGUUAGGCAACGACUCUAUCAUGUUGACAUCCUCUAACACUGACCAGGUGUCUAUGCUGGAGAAAUUUCAGCUGAAGACCGACUUUAGCACUGUCACCAUAGGAAGUCAAGACAUGGGCAGAAAACUAUCAUGUGAGGUAUCAGGCUUUGAGACUAACAAAAGAAUAAGGGACCCAUUGACCCCAAUUAGAACCCCCCAGGAAAUAGCAAGUGCUCAAAGGUAUGCCCAUUCUCCAACGAGUAAUAUAAACUGCCUUCCUUUUAAUUUGAAACCUGGCGGACUUAAUCCUGACAACGGUGCCUCCCCAUAUCUUGGAGGUAAAGAUUACCGAGAACCCAAUCUUCGAAAUGUUCCACAGGAAGGCAGGCGGCAGGAUUCCUCGAGGAAAAAGCUUCCUAUGGCUUCAACACUUAGUGACGAUGAAAAUUUGUUAGAUAUUGCCAAGUUGAAACAGUUGCCCAAGUUAUUGUAGUUUAAAAUUUAAUUUAUUCUCUUAAUUUAUUUCACUGUAUAAAUUAUAAAUAUGUUCUGUUGUUGUCAUGCUCUUACUUGUACAGUCUUUACUGAGUUAAUGUUCUUGUUAACAAGUUGACCUCUGACAAAUGUAGAAUCAUUCUCUUGUUUCUCUGGGCAUCUAGCACGUUUAGUGUUGUUAAUGGUGUGAGGUGGUAGACUGUCAGGCUGCUAAGUGCUUUGAAUCCGUGUCUGUACAUCUUUAAUUUUAAGAUUGCAUCAAUAGAAAUGAUCUUGAAAUGAUACAAAUAUUCACAGCAUUCUCAACAUUGUGAUAUUUUUCUGCUCACUUUUUAUUUUUGUUAAUAAUAAAAUUAUAUUUAGAUUGUUGAAGACAGGGGCAGAAGUGGGGAAUAAAGCGGACAACAGCUUUGCCUGCAUCAGAUGUGGGAAAAUAUGCAGGUCGCAACUGGAUUUGCAUAGUCAUGUGAAACGCUGCACUGAUCCUUACUUAAUCUUCAGAUUUGAAGACAUUGCCAUUAUUAUAUUCAGUUGAAAUAAUUUGGUACCUCAAACUGCAUUGCACCUCCUCCACCAAGAAAUAACUUGAUUUAACUAAUCUAGUUCUUGUAGAAUUUAUUUUUGAAAUUGAUUCUUAUAUUGAUGGAAAAAGUAGAAACUCUUUUGCAAUUUGUGUAUUUUAUUUAGCCGGUAUCAAAAAAAAGUUAACAAAACAGUGAUUUUUAGGAAAAUCUUGAGUUUAACUUUUUUACCUCAGACUGACAAUUUCCUUAGCAACUGUACAUUUAAUUUGAAACUUUUGGAUCUGUUUCCCUUUUUAAUAGCCUUUUGCUCAAUAAAUCAGAAGCACAAUAAGAGGUUCUUGUGUAAUAGGACCCCCUUUGUUUUUUAAAUGAAGGGUUAUUAUUAAACUGCUGGUUUGGGUCUAUGAGUUUCUCUACAUUGACCAAAACAAAAACACUAAAUGUUUUGUUUGUGGAUCUCUUUCAUUUUAAAAUCUCCAUGACCUUCACUUGGUGGAACCGAAACAUUAAAUGUCAUUAGCCACAUCCAAGAACAUUCCAAAUCUUUUCAUACAGAAAACAGCUGCUUCAAUGGUUCCCCCUCAGCAAUAUUUUAUUUCAAUAGAAUGGACACUCUUAACUUAGUUACUUACCCUGUUUGCUUUGAUUUUAAGGUUGGCAAGUGUUUUCAAUGACAUAUUUUGUUUUACAAUGGAUCAUAACUUCAAAACUCUGAAAUGCUUUUUUUUUUUUCUAUUUAUUGAUUUUUUUUGUCUUGGUAUAACUUAAAGACCAUGUUUUAAUUUUUUCUUUGGCAAAAUCAAAAGAGUCAUGGCCAUGUUGGAACUUCAUUAUCCGUCCCUAUAAUCUAAAGCAGUGGUUCCCAAACUUUUUUCUUUAAUGAAACUCUUUGCACAUUCUGAGUACUUAGCGGAACACUUAUUUUUUUUUUAGAGAGGUUAAGUCACAGCGUGGCCUACUAGCUAAUUAUUCCAGUAGUUCUUGGAACACCUAUUUUUCAGGCCUGAUGGAACACAGUUUGGGAAACACUGAUCUAAACUAUUCAUAUGUAGUUGACAUUGGAAUGUUAAGAAUUCAUUUUGUUAACAAAAUACUUUUUGAUUAACUCUGGUGUUUAUGUUCUUGUAAGACCAGGUUCAUACUUUAUACAAAUUAUUUACACUGUGAAAUGAUUGUAGGCUAUGCACUACAUUAAAAAAAUGUACUUAUUUCAAUAAAUUAUUCUAUCAUG